Molecule: messenger RNA, 2391 nt
Organism: Electrophorus electricus (electric eel)
Lineage: Eukaryota; Metazoa; Chordata; Actinopteri; Gymnotiformes; Gymnotidae
Product: Krueppel-like factor 15
Biological process (GO): regulation of transcription by RNA polymerase II
Molecular function (GO): RNA polymerase II cis-regulatory region sequence-specific DNA binding; DNA-binding transcription factor activity, RNA polymerase II-specific
Source: RefSeq, a predicted model, not a curated record
CUCCGCGAAAACGCCAACAUGGAGCCGAGGCGAGGACGACAUUUGCACCAACAAUAACAGCAGAACAGACGCGCGGCGACACUGCUUUCCGCGUAUCUGCACGCUGGAAGCGGCGAGCAGCGAGCAGCAAUCGGUUUUAAGCGCUAUCAGAGCUCGGCCUUGUGGUGACGCAUUUCCUCUCACCCACCAGCCUUGUUGACACCCGGACAGUAACAAAUGGUCUCCGUAAGCGAUAAAGCAGUAACCAUUGUUAAUGACUCGUGUAGGGACCAGGUGCUGGUGGCCUUACCUUUCGUGGAGGUAGCAGGCAGCGAGGGGAGCAGCUCAGUCUCCUGCUCAAGCACUGAAACGGGCGACGCUGGGACCUGCUUUGGCUGCAGCGGGGAGGAAGAGGAUGAGGAAGAUGGCCCCUUGCGCCUGAACCUCAACUCUGCCGCAAGUGCGGCGGGGCCCUCGGGCGCUGCGUCUCCUCCCCAGCUGCCGGACUUUAUAUCGCAGGUUUCGAGUACCUUCUCCCCAACCCUUGAGGACAUCGAGGAGUUCUUGAUGGAGAAGAUGGAGCUUAUCAGCCCCGAGGAGAAAGCAGAUGAGAUCAUUCCUAAAGAGCAGCUGCCUUCCCCAGGUCAGCUCAAAGAUACAGACAUCAAAGCAACCCCUGCAGCUCUGAAUAAUACCCCUACAGCUAGCUCUGCUCCUGUGCUCGUGGGAGCUCCCCUGGUGCUACAGAUUCAACCAAUACAACUCACCCACCCUCUUCCCCAGCCGACCGCCCAAGCUGGGCUGGCCGGUGGGCUGCGUGUGGCACACCUAGUGCUUGGGGUCCAGGGUGGGCAGAACAUCGCUCUGCUCUCACCACAGGCGCCCUCUGCUUCCGUCCUGCCCGUCAUGGGUGAUGCAGGCUGCCAAGACCAAAAGUAUGUAAAGAUUGCCCCUUUGCCUGUCGCAGUAAGGGCAGUUGACAUAUCGGGUACCGGCCUGGUCAAAGCCAUUUCUCCACGGCCACCCAGAUUGUCGACGGAGAUUCAGCGGGUGCAUAAGUGCUCUCAUCCAGGCUGCGAGAAGAUGUACACCAAGAGCAGUCACCUGAAGGCCCACUUCCGCAGACACACAGGCGAGAAGCCAUACUUGUGCAGCUGGCCAGACUGUGGAUGGAGGUUUUCAAGGUCAGAUGAAUUAUCACGCCACCGUCGGUCUCAUUCAGGCGUGAAGCCAUAUGAGUGCACAGUGUGCGACAAGAAGUUUGCCAGGAGCGAUCACCUCUCCAAACACACUAAGGUGCACCGCAGUCCGCGAGUAGGCAGACUGGGCAGAAACAGCUCCUGAGGUGUCAGAACCCCUCCGCCAGCCCACCACACCCACAGCCUCAAGCCUAACAGGCAAAGCCAGAAGAUGGAAGCAGACUCUCAAGCUCACGUGUUCCUUCCUUUCUCCUGUUCUGCCAGGUGUUGGCUGUUCUUGGUGCUACAGUUUGCUAACCUGAAUCUCAGGGAUGUGGUCGUAUGGCUCUAAGCAGAUUUCUGACAGUUUGCUAGGCUAAGCCCUGAUCUAUGAAGAGUUGGUUGCUCCAUGCCCCAAACUGUAGGCUGUGUUAUGGUGGAUAAUGUGGGUCAGUAGAGAUUUGUUUUGUUUUUAAUUAUGACUAAAAGUUAGAGAUUAGAGGUUUUAGAAGGCAAUCCAAUGCAAAGUUUAGUCAACGGAGAAGUAUGGUGCUAAACUUUAAAUAUUAUGGUGCACCGUAAUAUGGUGCUAAUACUUUAAAUAUUUUAUGAAUAUUCCCAUGUAAGCUGAAUCAGGCAGGUCUGGUGGGAAGGUUAUUGAGAGUUUAGCUAGCUAAACAGCGUCAUGCUGCCCACAGCGAAGCUGACGCUCUGGGCUUGUCUCAAGGCUGACUUAAACCGACGUAACUGCUAAACCAUCUACUACGUAUACCUGCUAGAAAGUAGAACAAAAAAGUUUAGCAUUUUGUUAAGAUAUUGAAUACUGAAGCCAAGAUGCUUCCCUUUGUUUUAAAUCAUGACAAUAUGCACUGUAAUGUGAGCUUUGCAAUGUCAAAUCUCCACUAUCACGGAAUAGUAUAUUUUUCUUAGCACUUAGGGUACUUUUUGGAAGUACCACCCUCUGAAACUCGAUGCAAGAUAUGGUCCAAUAUGAUUGUUUUUAAAUGUAUGUAUUACUUUACAAUGCGUUUCUCACAUUUUAUGUUGUACCCUUUAACCUCAAAUGCUACUUCUUAUCCCAGGCAUGACCCUUAUCGAACCAACAGUUGUUUUAAUGUUGAGCAUCUUCUUGCCUUUUCCUGUGCCUCAUACUUCUCUCUUGAGGGCGGCUACGCCGAACCAGAUGUUUCUGCUGACGGUGGAACUUUGGAUAACUUCACUAUGUUCAAGAAAG